AUGGAUGCCUAUUGCGCCGUGGUCCGCAAACUUGAGGCUCACUUUGAGUAUCUCGAGUUCCAUCAUGUCCCCAGGGAACACAAUGUUGCCACCACCAUCCUAUCCAAGCUCGGCUCGAAAUGCACCCAAGUCUCGGUUUUGGAUCUGGACCAAGCUAACGGCAACAUCCAGGCUCAGGUCGACCCAACGCCCACCGAUGUCCUGAUGAUCGAGGCAGAGGAUGACUGGCGCGCACCUUUCAUCGCAUUCAUCACCGACAACAUGUCCCCAGAGGAUAAAGCUGAGCACGAAAAGCUCGCGCGAUGCAGCACCAACUACGUUGUGAUCAGUAAGGAGUUGUACAAGAAGGCCGCAUCUAACGACAUUCUGAUGAAGUGCAUCCUCCGCAACUAA
Messenger RNA from Setaria italica (foxtail millet), 393 nucleotides. RefSeq lists its product as uncharacterized. Bases 1 to 393 code for a protein of 130 amino acids. The transcript is spliced from 2 exons. The record is from RefSeq and is a predicted model, not a curated record. NCBI's taxonomy places the organism in Eukaryota, Viridiplantae, Streptophyta, Magnoliopsida, Poales, Poaceae.